This is a messenger RNA of Myzus persicae (green peach aphid), 2155 nucleotides long. Its product is annotated as UDP-glucuronosyltransferase 2B15-like. The transcript has 4 exons. Lineage: Eukaryota; Metazoa; Arthropoda; Insecta; Hemiptera; Aphididae. Gene Ontology annotation, molecular function: UDP-glycosyltransferase activity. Bases 148 to 1701 code for a protein of 517 amino acids. The record is from RefSeq and is a predicted model, not a curated record.
GUUUUGAUAAAAAAAAAACGAUAGGUGUUUUUUUUUUCUAAUCAAUAGAUUAAUAAAAGUAGAUAAUUUUCUUCCAAAAUAUGAAUAUGUUUGUAUUCCGGUAGACCGGUAGACCGGUAGACGGUAGUGUGUUCAAAUACAAUCGACAUGGAAAUGAUUAAUUGCAACUCAUAUAUUGUAAUUUUACAAUUGUUUAUUCUUUCGUUUUUCAAAGAAGCUUUAUGUGCAGACAUUCUAGGUGUAUUUCCGAUCGAAGCCCCUAGUCAUCAGAUCAUUUUCGACUCUUACAUGUCCGAACUUCAUCGCCGCGGCCAUAAUGUGACGGUGUAUUCACAUUUUCCAGACAUUGCCUCCGAACAAUACAAGCGAAUACAAAUCAGCAAUACGUCAUCUGUAUUGGACCCAAGCUACGUGACUAUGGAUCAUAUGUAUUCGCCAUCAACUUUAAAUAGUUAUAAGCACAUGUUUCAUAUCGUGAGCAACGGAGAAAAAUACACACAGUCUGAUGCACUGCGUCAACUGUACGAUCAGCCAGAAGACGCUUACGAUUUAAUUGUGACCGAAACAUGUAACACUGACCUAUACCUGGCGUUGAUAGAUCGAUUCAAAGCCCCGUUCAUUGCGUGGACUACGUCCCCGUUAUUUGUGUGGUCUGCCGAUCGCAUGGGGGCGUCUACUCAUCCUGCGUACAUACCAGUACUGAUGACAACGUACGGACCGCACAUGAAUUUCGCAGAACGGAUUUAUAACACACUGAUGCGAUCAGUAGCUUUUUAUAAAUAUUAUACGGGAUCGUCGAUAUCCUCUCAGAAAAUCGCUUCAAAACGUUAUAAAGAUUCAUCACAUUUAGAUCAGUUAGUGUUGAGGACAAGCUUGUUGUUUGUAAACACAUACCAUGCUUUGUGGGGCAGUAGGCCUCUACCACAAAACGUUGUCGAAGUAGGAGGUCUGCACGUAAAACCGCCAAAACCUCUGCAAGAGGACAUACAGAAAUAUAUCGAUGAAGCUGAGGACGGAGUAAUUUAUUUCUGCAUGGGCAGUUUAUUACGAGGUGAAACUUUUUCAGCUGAAAAAAGACAAAUGUUCUUAAAUGUCUUCAAUAAAAUUCCACAACGAAUUCUGUGGAAAUGGGAAGGAGAACUACCAGGAAAACCGUCCAAUGUAAUGAUUCGCAAAUGGAUGCCUCAACGAGAUAUAUUAGCUCAUCCCAAUGUUAAGUUAUUUAUAUCUCACGGUGGCCUAUUGGGAACUACCGAAGCUGUGUAUGAAGGUGUUCCAAUUUUAUCAAUGCCAAUUUUUGGUGAUCAAAUGACAAACAUCAAAGCUGUUGUAAGCAAAGGAGGUGCAGAGAUGAUGAAUUACGGAGAUUUGAAUGAAGAUGAAAUUUUUACAAAAAUAACAUCCAUGCUCACAAAUCCGAAAUACAGACAAAAGGCUAAAGAGUUGUCAGAAGCUUUUCGUGAUCGACCAACGUCUCCUUUGGAAACUGCAGUAUAUUGGACAGAGUAUGUCAUCCGACACAAAGGGGCGCCGCAUCUUCGGUCUGCCGCCGCCGGUAUGCCAUGGUACCAAUACUAUUUAAUCGAUGUAUUGGUUGUAAUUGUCCUAUCUAUAACAACAAUUUUCGUGUUACUUUACUACUUAAUUAUUAAAGUUAUUUUAAGAUUGUUAAAUAAAAAAUCUAAAGAGAAACAAUCUUAAUAAUAAAGGGAAUUUUGAAUAUGCUAAGUAAAAAAAAAAAAAAUAGUGAUUACCUUCUUAUUAUAUAUUUAUAUGUGCUGGGUAUACAUAAGUAAGUAUCUUAAGUAUCUAUAUUGAAUUUUGGAUGUCGAAUAGAAGGAUGUGUAGGUAAUUACUAAUUAGUUACUAAUUAAGUACUAUUUUAUAUACUAUAAAUUUACCAUGAAUUUAACUAGGUAUAAAAUUAUUUUAAUUUUUUGUUUUAUUGUACUACAAAUACAUGUAUAAAAUGUUUACAAAUAUAAUUAUAAUUUAUAAAUAACCUAUAAGGCUGCCAGUAAUAAUGUAUUAUGCUUAUGGUUUAACGCUGUUUAAGUAUACUCAAGACCCAAGAGCGCCCACGGUGGCAUGCCCCCGCUAUUUAUUUUAGUUAAUAUAAAUUGUUUUAUUGUAAUAUAACUUGUAAAAAAAAAAA